This is a messenger RNA of Lobosporangium transversale, 6555 nucleotides long. RefSeq lists its product as hypothetical. The record is from RefSeq and is a predicted model, not a curated record. Bases 1 to 6555 code for a protein of 2184 amino acids. The transcript has 5 exons. NCBI's taxonomy places the organism in Eukaryota, Fungi, Mortierellomycota, Mortierellomycetes, Mortierellales, Mortierellaceae.
AUGGCUGCCACUUCUUCCAAUACACCUGUCAUCACUGCUGUGUCACCUGCCCUUCAAAGACCAAGUCCGAUACAGCAACAGCAUCGCCGGCAACAACAGCAGAAAGAAAGACACCAGCAGGAACAGCAGCUGCAACCAUUACAAAGACAAUCAUCGCCGUAUACCGGAGCCAAGGACAGUGUACAUCCCAUCUCACCAUCACAAUCUAUUGACCUCAAGACGUCUGUUGCUGUGGCAAUUGCUUCAAGACCCACAAUGCUAAAUCAGAGUCAAGUGCAGGGACAAGAGCUUGGGCAGCAGAAGCAACAGCAGCAAAGUCAUAUUCCGCACAACCUGAAACUAUCAUCUCCGCCGCAUCAAUCCCUUUCUCCCCAACAGAGUGGUCAAGUCUCGCCUUCAUCACCUCUUGCUCAAUUGCCACCACUUGCAUUUGCACCAAAAUCAACUGCAGCCCCCAAUACUACCAUUAAGUCACUAGCUGACCACUCUACAACAGUCCCCAAACCCCGCCCUAUUCCACCAACACUGCCACCUGCAAGAGCACAUGGAAUUCACGCACGCGCAAUACCUCGGCCGCAAUCCAACGCACCAAACCCGCCGAUGUCGUCUACAAUCGUCCCUUCUCCUGUUACUGAAAAUGGAGCAACACUGUCUACCGGGAAGCAGGCGCCUCUUUUGCAGUCAUCAGGGACUCGCGAGCCAAUAUACCCUGCUCCAACACUUCAGGCACCCCAGCAGGCUCAUCAGCCUAGGCAAAGACAAUCAGCAUCAUCUGUCCGAUCCCCUUUGGAUUCAAGUGCUCAUAAUCGUCCUACACCACCACCACCACCACCACCAGCUCGCCAUCUGUCUAACGUAUCGGUGCCUGAUGUGCAAAUAUCGAAAGUUAGUACAAAAGAUAAGAUGCUGAUAAGUGGGGUUGUUGAUGUAUGUUCAAACACUAAAUCUAAUUUAAGCUUGAAUCAAAAGGAGAAUCUGCUGCACAACUCACUGGAUCCAGAUCUCGAAGAUGAUGAGGGCGAAGAUGAAUAUGAGGGGAGGACAGAGUCUAGACCGUCGCUUGCGGAUUCUCUUGUUAGGGGCAACAUAUCAACACAAUCUUUGGGUUCCCUUGGAAGUCAAAGCAAAGAGCAGUCAGGAAAGGGUACAGGAGGUACAGUAUCGCUUAAUUCACCAGUCUCACUACGAUCUGAUGGAAGUCUCUCUGAAGUGUCGACCGAAUCAAAUCGGCACUCUGAACUUAGUGAUUCAGCAGUCCUGCCUGAGCAAUUUUCAUCUGGUGAAUCUGUCAAUGAGCCCAUAGCUGCUUCCCGUGCUGAUACCGACGAUGCAUCACAGUGGGAUGCCAGCAUCUUAUGGUCCUUGACAAGAGCUCUCAAUGCCAAAAAGUCGACUGCCCCACCGCUACAAAGCGACAGCAGCAGUGACAGUGAUAUCAGUGCAGAGACUGCCACGGAGGGUGAAGAUGAUUUCGAGAAUGACACCAGAGCUUCUGUGGAGACGGAUCAUGCCAACUCGCAGAAGCCGUCAUCAUCUAACGCCGACAACGUCUCUGAACAAGCUGCAGGAAAUAAAAGUCCAACGGGAGUGUCGGAUAAUUUGCCAUCUUCUCCAAGCAUUCCGGCAAAAGCAGCACUGUCCGCUUGGGCCAAGGAAAGGGUUAUAGUUGCAGAAGCACAAGUGCAAAUUGGGGAUGAUAUGGAUGACGACAAUCCAUUUACAGACUCCCACGCUUUGCCUGGGACACCCUCUGGUCGCUCCAAUACCUUCCAUGGUCAAUUCUCUGCUGUCAGUAGCUCACCGGGAUCUUCGCCUUCUUCACUUUCGCCACUUUCUUACCUCACUGGAUCAGCAAGCACAGGCUCAAACUGGUCUCUACAAGGAUCCCGAAAAUCACUCAUGAAAAUGAUCUUCAAAUCUAAGAACGAGUCAUCAUCCGUAGGAGGCAUAGAAGUUAGUGGCAGUAGCAGUCCACAACCAAAUGUUGAGCAAUCUCAUCCAAAAGCCGGGGGAUCUUCAAGUUCAGCUAGCCCAUCGAUGGCUAAACAGCCACAAAUCGACUUAUUUUCAGACUUUGAAUCCUCAGUAUUGCCGGAUAUCACAUUGGACGUACAAACAAAAGGGAUGAAGCGUCGUUCUUAUGUCAUUCCCGGAGCUUUCCCCGGUCAGGAGCGCUCUUCAGAGGAUCAUUCAUUGGGAUCUGGGCCAGAAUAUGCACUGGCACAUGUGCCAAUGUAUGCUACGUCUGAGAAUGAGUUACUGGUUAUUCCUAAUCCAGAAGAAGUGCAGUAUGGUAAUAGUAGCGACAAUAGUGAUUAUCAUGAAGAGCGAGAAGUGAACCAGUUUUCUGACAGCGAUUCAAGUUCUGAGCAGGAGGUGAUCAGCACACAACCUGUUAAAGCUUCCUAUGAACGAGCCUCUUUUCUUCAAGGACAUCUUCCUCGAUUCAACACUGACUCUUCACCAUCUUUUCAUCGUCAUCAGUCAUUAUCGUUGUCACAACAACGAGCUAGCUCAAUUGCGUCUGUAGUGAAGGAGCAAGAGGCACCCGUUGACUUUGAGCCUUUGCAUAUCGAAGUUCACUCUACGGCAACAGUUGUAUCAGGGGACUCUGCUCAAGGAUCAGUCCACACUAAAGUCCAGAGCACUAUGAAAAAAAGAUCAAACACAAUCAGUACAAUCGGACAGGAAAAGGCUUCACCUUCUAUUCUGGCCCUGGAUCCGACUCCUAACGCCGUAGGAGGAUCGCUAUCGACCCAAAAGGCGCCUGUCUCAUCUAUAUCAUCACCAAAAGCCCAGCCUUCGCUCUCAAUCGCGCCUGAUACUAAGCAGAAGACGCCCAUCCACAUACCUAGCAUUAGGGAUGACAAGGAGGACACCUUGGACAGCCCUAUUGACUAUUGCAGAUACAAGGAAGAAAUGGCAGAAUGCGGCACAAAGAGCCUACAGUCAAACCAGAGGCAUUUGCAGCGACCUACCAACACACAUCGUGGGUCUAUAUCGGAUACAGAAUCUAUAGAAAGCUUACCGUCAGACCAGACCAACGAAGAUUCGCCUUUGGUAGUUGAAGUCAUCUCUUCAGGAUUGCGCACAUCCACAGCUAGUGAACGUCCAGUAUCCCCAUCCAUCUUAGCCGCCUCAAAACAAAUGCGUACUUCACAUAUACAAAGCGCCUCAACUUUGACAUCUCAGCCACAGAUAAAAAGCAAUCCCCCGCCUCUUCCUCCGCCACGCAACGCUAGACGACCUCGAUCCAAACCUUCUGGCCGACAUACCUCUACAGAGAGCAUGCACACACCAGUUGACCAUCACUCUAUUUCCUCAACAACAGGAGGCUCGCCUUUUGAAAGACUUGAUAAUCAUGAGACUUACCUAGUAACAUCAACUGGAGAAUAUCCAAGAGCAUUGGGUCCAAUGUUUGAGGGCCCAGCAAGGGAGCAAAUCAUGGAAGAAAUGGGCUCUGACCAGGCGCGGACCUUUAAUGAAGAAGAUUAUCUCUACUGCCAGAGUCGACAGGAGCUGCGAUCUGGCAAUGGCCAGAUUAGCCGUGGCCAAUCAUAUGGGCAGCCAUAUGAGAUAGAAAAAAGCACAUUUGAUCCUUCUCCAGAGUAUACGAGAGGUCAACAAGGCCAGUCAGCAAUGCAGAUCCAAUCUCAGCAAAAUUUAUUGCAGGAUGCAUGGUUUUCACAAUGUAACAUCGCUUUAGAUCCGGCCAAUGACUCUGCUUUGGUGGCAACGUUGCGUGAACAAAUUGCCUCCUUGUCGAAUGAACGAGACCAAUUUUACAAUGAAACUUUGCUGUUGCGGCAGAAGCAUGAGAUGUUGACUAGCCUUACAGCACAAGCUUUGGAUAACGCUCAGCAUCUCCAGUUUGAAUUUGCGCAUCCUCCUUCGCAGAUCGAGCACGACCCGUACCCUAUUCUACCUCAACAAGAGGAGUCGCAAUUUCAGCCUCGACGCAAUCAUUUCCACGAUGCCGAUCAAUCACAAUCUCAUCACACUAACAAGUCUCAACAGCGCUCUGCUGAAUACCUGAUUCAAAUGCCACGUAGCUCCGAAGACUCAGUGCUAGGGUCCAGCCAAUAUCAACAAGAUCAGACGACCGACCUGACGCCAAGCCAGGAUUUUGGUAGUACUCACAAUGCUACCAAUACAGCCGACCCUUCGACGUAUGGACACGGAAGUAGCUAUACAAACCCGCUUGAGAGCCAGCAGGCAUGCGAUAGCCAUCAGUCUCAGCUACCGUCGCUCCAGGGCCCUCCGAUGAGCUUUGGGGAAGGAUAUGAUUUAAUUCCUACAGGUGAUAGCGAUAGUCAAGUAUUGGUAACGGCAUUAACAUCAGGUGAUCAUUUGAAUGAUCAUUUUGCUCAUCAACAACAUCAGCAAAUCGAGGAUGAGCAGCAACGAGCAGGAUUAUCACUGAAGCAGCUGAAGCAACAGCAUCAGGGCCAUCAGUAUCGUCGCUCCAUAGAUACUCAUUAUAGCAGCCAAAGUAGCCAGGAUGGAUACCAAUUAUUGGACAUUAUAACUACAAGACCUAUGCCGGGAGGAAAUAUCAAUGUUGGCCAAGAUUUUGUAGCCCCUUCUAGUUCAAGUGCAGAGUAUGCUUAUAGUGAUAGACAAUUGCAUGAGUCUGACCAUGGAACUGAUCAUGGAUAUGGAUCGCUCAACCCAUAUGCCCUCCACUUUACUUCCGCUCGCCCACUGUCGAAUCACGAACAGAUCCAACACCCUGUGCAUCUGCAGCAACCAGAGCUAUCACAUAAUGCAGGAUCACAUCUGCGACGGCACCACUCUAUGCAUCAUCCACAAUCAGUCACACGUCAAGUAGCUAGCCUUGACACUAAUCAACCCCAGCAUCAGCUCUAUCUCCAGCAGCAACUACAUUACCAGCAGCAGAAUGCUCAGGCAACACACCAACCACGGCCUCCAGUGUGGGCGCCCCAGCACUUGACUCACUCAAAUGCAUCUACAAGCAUGCACCGACGCCAACCCUCUAACCAACAGCGGGAUUCGUCUAAUUUGACUAAUUCGUCAGCAAAUACAAGUGCAGGCCUGCUCUUGCUCUCCACUCCAACGUCCUUCAUGAAUGUUACGGACUCUCCUAUGAUAUCGUCGUCAACCUUAUCUGGCGCUUCUGGUGCAUCAUCUGAUCCAUUGUCAGUGCUUUCUAAUGUCGUACAACAAGAGAAAGUUCGGGUGGGUGAGAAGACAUCUGCACAGAAUGGGGCAGCGGGCUGGUCAGAACGCCCGUUUUCGCCCAUUUUGUCCAACACUAUAGAGACCCGUGACUCCGCAACCGCAGUCGGCAAUAACAAUACCGAUAACCAACACAUGAGUAGUUUCACAGCAGCCGUGAUGGCUAUUGAAACCACAAAUGAGGCACAAAAUACAAAUGCAACCAGAUCACGAGUGCUAACAAAGGAGGAGACGGACAAAAUCCGACAACAGUUUGAUAGCUACCUUGCAGACCCCAAGCGCAAGAACAGACAGAUAGAGGUGGAUACGGAGUCUAAAGUAUUGUUACAGGAACAUGAGCAUGAGCAUGAGCAUGAGCAUGGGCUGGUUCGAUAUAAUGAACGUAAUCGAGGAUACGAACCAUCAGCAGAUACGGCCUCUAAUUCUGAAUCGGAUGCUGAUCAUACGGAUAAUUACAACCACAAGGACUAUAGCCGAAAACAAUUUGUGACUACUCGUCUCAUGGAGCUCACACUGACUUCAGGAUCCAGCUCGCUGAGCCGAAGUAAGACUAUCGCCAGCACAGGUGUGAGCACUCGAGGAGCACGAGGGCAUUCACAUCGUGCUUCUGGUCAGUUCAGCCUUCAAAGUAGUGGGAGUAAUGCUUUAUUUACUAAUGGCAAUGGCAAUGGCGAUAUAAAUCAGCAAGCGACCUCGCAGUUGGCAAAAGAUACUCUUGUUCGACAUAACUCGAGUUCAGGAAGCCUGCGUUCUGUACCUAGGCAUAAUGAGCAAAGGCGGUCCGAGUCUUUACGUCCCGAACUUGGAAGCGGCUCCCAUAAGGUAGACAACAACGAUAGUAAUGAAGAGAGAACAGCUCUUCACGUACGGACAACUGGACAUGUAGAAGAUCAUAGGCUAAGGCCAGGUACUACACUCGAUAAAGGAAGUAGUACGACGAAAUUAGUUGCUCUGGCUACCCAAUACCCGCUACCACCGCCACCAGCACUAGCAUCAGCAUUGUCACAUACGCCUGUUCAAAACCAGGGUGGUCAAAACCAGAACCAGCAACAACUGUCUAGUCGCAAGCUAAUAGCGCCGCUACGGCCGUCAGCGAGCUACAAGGUUCCUGUUGAUUCCCCUAUACCACUUCCAUCGUCUUCGACGUCCUCCAUGUCGUCGUUGAAUCUGUUGACAUCAAGCUCAAAGACAGUCUUGGAUGAAGAAGGCGGAGAUUUUGGGCUCCAGGCACAGCCUCGGCGGUACAAUAGUGUGAAGUUGGGCAUGACGGGGGUUACAGGAGUCACUCGACGAGCCAUUGGACGUCCUGUGGAACGAGGCCAUGGUAUCGAACGUGGUCCUGAGGAUUGUGUGUAG